Messenger RNA from Condylura cristata (star-nosed mole), 4725 nucleotides. RefSeq names its product zinc finger protein 322 (gene ZNF322). Gene Ontology annotation, molecular function: DNA-binding transcription repressor activity, RNA polymerase II-specific. The transcript has 4 exons. Gene Ontology annotation, biological process: negative regulation of transcription by RNA polymerase II. The coding region runs from base 619 to 1827 and encodes 402 amino acids. Lineage: Eukaryota; Metazoa; Chordata; Mammalia; Eulipotyphla; Talpidae. The record is from RefSeq and is a predicted model, not a curated record.
GGCUGAAAGGACUCGCGUAGCCGGCCUGGUCGGCCCGUGAAGCGCCCGCUGGCCGGCCCGGCCCCCACACCCCGCUCCGAGCAGUUCAAAGAGAGCUGCUCCUGACUCUCGUUGCCCGCCCUUCCCGAUUCGCUUUCCUUCUUUUUCCCCGAAGGUGGGCCCUUAGGUCCAUCGCCGCAGAGCCUGCGACCGCUGGGAAGCCCAAAUCCGAGUGUCCGGAGAGUAACCGGAAGUGCUGUCCCAGGCCGAGGGGCGGCGCCCGCGGCUGCCGGGGAGAGGGGAGAAUUGAGUGUUGUCAAUAAUUAUGGACUAGAGAGCUACUGGAGCCAAAAGGAACACAGUCUUGAGACUUUAUUGUUAUGAAUGUUAUCUCCCUUGAGAAAUUAAAUUCUCAGGACCAGGAAGUAAAUGCUGCUUAUAUUCCAUCUCGACUGUAGGGCUGGAAAUACCAAACAAGGAAUUAGUGUGUAUGAUGGUGAAACCUUGUAAAGACAAACUGCUUGUGACUGAAGGGCCUAAAACAGAUGUGUCUCUCAAGAUCUGAUCAAGGAAAUGACUGUGAAGAAGAUGAUGGUCAAGAGGACCCGUGGAAAGCCUCCUAGGACAGAGCCAUAGAAAAUGUACACUUCAGAAAGGAGGUACAAUCAGAGAACUCAGAAAAGGAAGCUCUAUCAUGUAUGCCCUCAGAAGGCUAAAAAGAUUUUUAUUCACGUGCGUGAGAUCGCUCGAAUAGAUGAUCAGCUAUACCAGUGCCUUGACCGUGAACAAAACUUGCGUGAAAACUUAGCUCUUAUUAUGUGUGAGCGAACCCAUACGGGAGAGAAACCUUAUAGAUGUGAUAUGUGUGAGAAAACCUUCAUCCAAAGCUCAGAUCUGAUUUCACACCAGAGGAUUCACAACUUUGAGAAACCUUAUAAAUGUAGCAAAUGCGAGAAGAGCUUUUGGCACCACUUGGCCCUUUCAGGACACCAGAGAACUCACGCAGGUAAAAAGUUCUACACGUGUGACAUUUGUGGCAAGAACUUUGGCCAGAGCUCUGAUCUGCUUGUCCACCAGCGAAGCCAUACGGGCGAGAAGCCGUACCUGUGUAGUGAGUGUGAUAAAUGCUUCAGUCGAAGCACAAACCUCAUAAGGCACCGAAGAACUCACACGGGCGAGAAACCGUUUAAGUGUCUAGAGUGUGAAAAAGCUUUUAGUGGGAAAUCAGAUCUGAUCAGCCACCAGAGAACUCACACCGGUGAGAGACCCUACAAAUGUAACAAGUGUGAGAAAAGUUACCGACACCGUUCAGCCUUCAUUGUUCAUAAGAGAGUUCAUACUGGGGAGAAGCCCUACAAGUGUGGUGCCUGUGAGAAAUGCUUUGGCCAGAAAUCGGACCUCAUUGUACACCAGAGAGUCCACACGGGUGAGAAGCCGUAUAAAUGCUUGGAAUGCAUGAGAAGUUUUACUCGGAGUGCUAAUCUAAUCAGGCACCAAGCAACUCACACUCACACUUUUAAAUGCCUUGAAUAUGAGAAAAGUUUCAGCUGUAGCUCAGAUCUUAUUGUGCAUCAGAGAAUCCACAUGGACGAGAAACCACAUCAGUGGUCUACAUGUGAGAACGGCUUCCUCCUAGGCAUGGACUUUGUGGCCCAACAGAAAAUGAGAACUCAGACAGAGGAGCUGCAUUAUAAAUACAGUGUGUGUGAUAAAAACUUCCACCAGAGCUCAGCCCUUCUUCAACAUCAGACAAUCCACCUCGGUGAAAAACCAUACAUCUGCAAUGUGGGUGAGAGAGGUCUCGAACUCAGCCCUCCCCAUGCAUCAGAGGCCUCACGAUUGUCUUGACCAGAUAAGACAUUAAAAUGCCAUUAAAAUACAUUUGCAUGUCAAAGAACUCGUUAAGAGGAAGAACUCUAGGCAAAUCUCAGAUUUCCUCAGACUUCAAGAGGGACCAGGGACUCCACAGUCAGAAGUGUGAGCAGUGGUUUGCCCUGCGAGCCGCCUGACCAACACCUUACCAGUCUCCCCUGUGAGAAACCUUACCAGCCCCUGAGUUUUGGAAAAUCUUUGUAGUCCAAGCUCGAAAAUGAUCACAGGAGGAUUCGUAUGAUAGGAAACCUCACAAAAUGCAGGGAAUGUGAGUGAACUUCCUAGCAGUGCUUACCCCUUCUCAUUCCAAGGGAAUUCACACCUAAGGAUGACUUUUUAAAAUGCUCUUAGUGUCUGCAGGGCUUCAGACAGUAAACAUAUCUCAUGGAACUUCAGAAAACCCACACUGGGGCAGAACCCCAGCAGAAGUGUGGGGGAAAAACUUCCAAAAGAACUGUAACUUCCUUAUCCAUCAGUGAAGCCAUACUGGUGAAAAUCUGUAUAUUUGUCUUGAAUGUGGCAGAGACAUGGAGAACCUUAAGUUUGCAACAGGAAAACCCUGUCUGAGGAAAGACCUUGCAAACUCUCUGAAAGACAAAACUUCUAUCCAUGAUCAGCACUUAUAAUAGCACAGCAGGGAACUCACAUAGGUGAAAAACCCGUUCACACUAAUACCUUGGGUUUGAAAAAAGCCUUGCUUAGAAACUUCUUUUAUUGGGCUCCCACAGAAACUCCUCUGCAGAGAACUUUGCUCUUGUGAGAGACUGAAUUGUGGACUUUGUACAUAUAAUAGGUAUGAGAAGAACUGUUCUCAUAGUUCAUGGACUCACGUGGUAGAGAUGACUUUUAAUGGACUCAGUAUGUCAACAGUUUUUUCCCAUACCCAGAAGCUGGUUCUGGGAGAUGUUCUGGGGCAGGUCACAAUAGGCCUGAUGGGUAACUCAGGUAAAGAUUCUUUUCUUUUAUCUGAACCACUUAAUAAUUGCUUUACUUUUCGCUUUUUAAAAUUUGGAAAUCCAAUAAAGGAAAGGACUGCAACCUUGUGACAGAAGGUGUGGCAUGUGUGACUGGGGGAAAGGAAUGUAUAUUGACUUUGCCUCUGAUUUUGGGUUUUAUUCUUGGCUCAAGUGGGGGCUAGUGUAUUGAAAGUAGCAUGGGAAUUUUCUCUGGUCGUAAAAAGUGCUGAGCAACUUGGGGAGUCGUUACCCUGGAUCCAAACUCUCCCAAGAGUUUCUCUUUGGUAGGCCAGCCUCACCGAGAAACAGAAAUUCAGCUUUUUGCUUAGCGUGAAUGAAGGUGUACCUUCAGAAGUUUCCUUUUCCCUAAACUAUCUCUCAGAGGGCCACUAGGCUUUGAAAUUUCAGCCUCAGAUAGUCAUUUCAGUUCAGAAAUGCAAAUUCCAAAACAGUUAAACGAUGUGACACAUUAUUUUUGUGAAUUUAUCAUGUCUCUUUCAGUGUUAGGCUACCCUCAGGAGCUCCAAGCAAAUGGUUAAAGGGAGACAAAGAUUUAAGGCAGAGCAGCACAGAGUAAAACACUUCUUGGUGUUUCUCAAAGGUUCUUUUUUUAACUAUCCUGAUUCCUAGGCUGGUGUUCUUUUCAUUAUCCUGCAGUGCUUAUAGCAAAUGAAACCCCAUAAUGAUAGGCCUUUCAUUUAUUCAGUUCUGCCAAGGAAAAAGAGAGACGUUUUAUCCCCAGACAUGCAAUCACCACACCAUGAGGUACAUAUUUUGCUUGGAGUGCAGGAUUCUCAAUGCCUGAAGGGGCAGGUAGUUGGCAGACUCAUCAGAGGUUUAAGCAGAAGCACUUAUCUCCUAUUUAACAAGAUAAUUAUGAUUACCAUUAACAUUUCCUGGAAAUGCUAUCAUUAACCCAAUGAUUUAGAACUAGAUACUUGUGAGGGUUUAUUUUUUUCUUCCCUAAGUAUAAAGACACUUCAUAGAAAUACUUAAGAUUCCUGCAUUAUUUGGAACUGUAGAUCAGUGAAUAAAUAUUUUAUUGCCAGUCUGAGCCUUCUGGUUGGUCUCCACAAGCACGUGAGACCUCCCGGGCACUGGCAUUUACACUCAGAGGUGGCGGGCUGCUACCUUGCCUGUGACUCUAAGCUUUGCUCCCAAGUGGCUGCUAUGUCGCCUUCGAGUCAGUGGCUAGAGCUCAUAGUGAUCAUAAGGAGUCUGUUCCAGAGUGUUUUUUUCUUUUAAAAACAGAUCUCGGAAAUGUAUUUGGUCUGUUGUAUUUUUAGUGAUUUUCAUAAAUAGCUCUUAGGUCAUGAAAAGUGGCCCAGUGUGAUACAACAUACAAGACAGCUUUUUUUUGUUUGUUUCUCUUUGGUGAAAAUCAUGCCUUUCACUAGAAUAUGUUUGAGUGUUGUAAUACUUAAAAUAGUAUUGGGUAUAUGGCAUGGUGGUGAUGAAAAUUAGUCCUUAUGGCUACAUGCUAGUCAUUAGAAUUUGGAGUAGGAGGCAGAGUUAUCACUGGCAAGGCAAUGACUUGACUUCUAUCAACUAACCUUACUGGUAAUUGUCUCUAGUUGUUAAAUGGAUUAAGGAUGGACCAUCCCUCAAGCAGAGAACUCUGGGGGUACGAAACAGGUCUUUUAACCUGGUCUUUAAGGACUGUUAACCACGGAGGAAAAGGUGUUGAUGCUUCAUACAUAGCGCAACCUGAGGUUGGGGAGGACCACUGGGGAGCCUGUAACCAAAACUAGAAGGUAACUUCUGGGAUGGAUGGAGGUUCUCUUGAAACAGUGCCAACCUAAAUCUACCUCAGGUAAGUAGUUAGAGUGACUCAAGAUUUCAGACCAAACACUUGUAUUCAAUGUAUCCCUACGCUUUAAUGUUUUUGUUUUCCCUUAAUUCUUAAAUAAACAUUUGU